CCGCGCCGCGAGGAGCCUAGUUGAAGCGGGUGGCGGCGGAGCGCACCCCCUCCCCCCGCCAAAAAGCCCUAAACCAAAACAAAAACAAACCGCCCCUCACCCUCGGCCACCCGCCGCCCCUGCCGAGCCCCGGAAAUGGUGGCGCCGGGAGGGGGCUCCGUCAGCCGCGGGUGCUGAUCCGGCCGCCGCGUCCCCUGCCCGUUCUCCCCGCCCAUGGGCGAGACAUGGACUACGAGUUCAAGUCGAAGCUGGCGGCCGAGCGCGAGCGGGUGGAGGACUUGUUCGAGUACGAGGGCUGCAAAGUGGGGAGAGGCACCUACGGGCACGUCUACAAGGCCCGCCGCAAGGACGGCUUUUACGAGAGUUGAAGCACCCUAAUGUGAUUGCAUUGCAGAAGGUUUUCCUUUCUCACAGUGACAGAAAGGUUUGGCUGCUGUUUGAUUAUGCUGAACACGAUUUGUGGCAUAUUAUCAAGUUUCACCGUGCCUCAAAAGCAAAUAAAAAGCCGAUGCAGUUGCCAAGAUCUAUGGUUAAAUCACUACUCUACCAGAUCCUUGAUGGAAUCCAUUACCUCCAUGCAAACUGGGUGCUUCACAGAGAUCUGAAACCAGCAAACAUUCUGGUUAUGGGUGAAGGUCCGGAAAGAGGAAGAGUCAAAAUAGCUGAUAUGGGCUUUGCAAGAUUGUUCAACUCACCUUUGAAGCCAUUGGCAGACUUGGAUCCAGUUGUGGUUACAUUCUGGUACAGAGCUCCAGAGCUGUUACUUGGAGCCAGACAUUACACAAAGGCCAUUGAUAUUUGGGCAAUUGGCUGCAUAUUUGCUGAACUAUUGACUUCGGAACCUAUAUUUCACUGUCGUCAGGAGGACAUCAAAACAAGUAAUCCUUUUCAUCAUGAUCAGCUAGAUCGCAUUUUCAGUGUAAUGGGAUUCCCUGCAGAUAAAGAUUGGGAAGACAUAAGGAAGAUGCCAGAAUAUCCAACUCUUCAGAAAGAUUUUAGGAGAACAACAUAUGCCAAUAGUAGCCUCAUAAAAUAUAUGGAGAAACACAAAGUGAAGCCUGACAGCAAAGUUUUUCUUUUGCUUCAGAAGCUUCUUACUAUGGACCCUACAAAGAGAAUUACCUCAGAGCAGGCUUUGCAGGACCCCUACUUUCAAGAGGAUCCUCUGCCUACAUCAGAUGUAUUUGCUGGCUGUCAGAUUCCAUAUCCCAAAAGAGAAUUCCUUAAUGAAGAUGAACCUGAAGAGAAAGGGGAUAAGAAUCAGCAGCAGCAGAAUCAGCAUCAGCAGCAAACGGCGCCUCAGCAGCAGCAGCCACAGGCCGCACCCCCACAGCCACAGCAGCAGAACAGCGCCCAGACCAACGGGACGGCCGGGGGCACAGGCGCUGGGGGAGGGGGUACGGGUGCGGGGAUCCAGCACAGCCAGGACUCCAGCCUCAACCAGGUGCCUCCCAACAAGAAACCACGCAUAGGGCCUUCAGGCACUAACUCAGGCGGGCCUGUCAUGCCUUCAGACUAUCAGCACUCCAGCUCACGCCUGAGUUACCAAAGCAACAUUCAGGGAUCUUCUCAGUCCCAGAGUACAAUGGGCUAUUCCACGUCGUCUCAGCAGAGCUCCCAGUAUCAUCAAUCUCAUCAGUCUCACAGGUACUGAGAGGGCUAACGGGCUGCACUCGGAAAGGAACGGACUAAAAGCCAGAAGACUCCAGCAAUAUGAAGUUCAUAACGAGGAGAAGAACCAAAAAUACAAACUAUGAUGCAGAAUUAAAAUUCUCAAUGACAAAAGGAAAGUUUCACUCACUGAAGACUCCCCCCAAGCCCCGUCCCCUGUCUCUUUAUUGCCAUAAAGGAGAUUCUUGUGAAGUUAUCCUUCCUCCCUGCCCUUGCAUGUGCUCCGUCGUGGUUACUCUAAUGAACCCUUCUGAUCUGAACCCAGCACUUAACUUCUUUAACCUUUGGAAUUUUGAAGGAUUCCUGGUGCACCUUCCUUAUGCUGUAGUGAUUGCCAUAAAUCUGUCUUUUCAAUCUCUUUGAUGGGAUUUUAAAGUUUUAAAAUCUUGAACUCCCAGGCUUUCAAGCUUGUAUAUAGUUAGUUUUAUACUAGGCAAACCAGUUUAGCUAUACAGGUAUAUUGCACCUUUUUAAAGCACUAUGUUAUUUUCACAGGAUAUUACUGUUUUGCUCAUGGAUGUCAAGAACAGCAAAAAUUUUACUGUUCCAGAGUAUUUUACUAUUCUGUUUUUAUUAGUCUAGUUUUCAGGCGAGGUCUUAAAUAAUGAAAAUUUAAAAAAGAAAAAUGAAAACAGAGGAAAAAAAAACCCCACCCAAGUCUCUGCAGCAACAGAUAUGCUUCAUUCUUACUGGACUGUACACCAAACAGAAGAUUGCUGAUAUUUCUUAACUCAUUCACAUUGAAUUCUUGAAAUCGCAGUGAUCAUGCUCCGACUAGUUUUAAAUGAAGCAUUAUUUUAAAUGAAACCAGGACAGUCACAUAAAAAGGAGAUGCUUUCAGGAACUGUUGGAACAGAAGAAUGGAAUGUCUUCCCAGGCUGGACACCAAAAUAGUCAGGAAAAUGUACUUACUGCCCUGAAGUCUCAAUAAGAAUGUGGAUGAUGGGCUUGUUUUUUAUGUUAAGCAGAUGAUUAACGUAUGUGAGACUUCUAUAAAUUUAGCUUUCUUUCACAUUCCCGAGUCGGUUUUCUGAAUGCAAAGGUGACAGAAAUACUAAGACUUGUGAAAAGAAAGGCAUUUAAUCAUUUUAUGUUAGGAUUAAUGGUUAAGAGAAAUUAUUGUGCAGUUUGCAAAGCAUGUUGGAAAUUGUUCCUUUUUCAUGUUUAUAAUGCAUAUUCCGUGUCCCUUACAUUGCUGUGAUUAACCCAGAUUAGUUACACCAGAUGCACUUGAUUGCACUGAAAUGUUUCUUUUUCCCUAGAGCAAACAUGUUUUGAUUGAGCCUAAGGACUGUAAGUGGAUGGGUAGCUGGCAGAAAAUCCCCAGUAAAUAAGCAAGAGUUCAGAAGCAUAAUCAGAGGAUUAUUGUCCAACUUCUGCAACGACAGUUACUCGGAGAGACGCGACGUGUAAUUCUGGAUAGCUUCAUUUUGCCUUCAGAAAUAAGGCUAGCUCUUGCUGCAGGAAACCUGCAAAAAUGUAUUUAGAAAGCUGUCAGCAACAUAACAGCAGUGAGCUUUUACAGUUGGGGUCCAGAGAUUAAUGUUACAGGCGUUUACAUUGUGCUGCGUUCUCUUGUGUCCUGUGUCCAUGCAAAAAAAUAUCGCAUCUACUCGUUCUCACUCAGGCUGAAGUUGUGAUCAGACCUCGCAAGAUGAGUAAAUCUGUUUACUCCGAGGAGUAUGCUUUUCAUCAGGGCUAGACACGUUACAUGUUUGUACUGGAAUUGAUCUCCCAGUCACCUGUAGUGCCCUCUUCCUCCUCAAACACGUGUUGUUUUUCAUACCUUUUGUGAGCAGUUGGCUUGCUUUGGCCUUAUCUACUAUCAUGUGUUUUUGACAACGCCCAGCAUCUCUGGAAAAGCAACUAUAACCUACCUUUGUUAUCAAAUGGGUAAGAAGGUGGUGAAAAUUCAGUGAAAAAAUUAUUUCUGGGGAAAAAUAAUCUUCCAAAGGAUACUUUUGAUGAGUAACCCUUAAAAUGCUAUAUAUUAUAUUCACCCUAGUAGCUGAUUUGAAGGGACAGAUUUUAAUUAUUCUAUUAUUUCAAUGUGUCUGGUGUUAUGUUCUUUCCAUAAGUGGAAUGUGUCACCUCUUACUGAUAUUGGGAUGAGGUACCUUUGAGCUGAAAGGUGUUUUUUCAUGCCAUAAAGUAACAUUUACUUUAUACUUUUGUGACUUGAAUGUCACAUUUCUAGAAAUUAACCUUUGUCAGAGUAAUUCCUGUCCUCUCCUAUUCUUUCCAGCCUUCAAUUCUCUCAAAAUCCUUUUGUCUUUUCCAUUAUAGUUAUCUAACAUUUCUUCUCCCUACUGUGACCUCCAGCUGAUCCUCAAAACUCGUAUCACUUCGGGAGGUGUCAGGGAGACAUGUUACCAGCUUGCUUAAUUAAGGUGAGCUCUUGCCAUUAAGGCAAAAAUCAUGGUGUAGACUAAUCUGUACAUGGAGCGUGAAACUUUGCAGCAAUGUAAGGUGCUUUCAUUGAGUCAGCUUCUAGAGCAACUGCCAGGACCUGCCUCUGAGCUGAACUGAAGUUUCUGCCUUGGGUAGGUGUGAUAGACGACCGCACACCACUCCUCUCUAGCAUUUAUAUGCACUCAUGAAGCUGAGAUGACUUCUUCAGUUGCCUUCAAACUCAUAGCUGGGAGUAGAGCGAACAAAAGCAAGAGCACUUGCUGCAAACUGUGAUCUGUGCUCACUCCUGUAGUUCCUUCCUGGUGGGGAAAUGAUUCACUUUUUCUUGGGAGCUUGAUGGGCGUUGCUGGGGUGAAUGUCUGUCACAGUGGGAGAAGUCUGGCUUUCCAGGGAUCAUCCCACAAGGCAAAAAUGCUUCGCUUUUAGAAUUGGAGUGUGCAGUGUGUCAUGGGAAGCCAGGACCACACCGUUUUCAUGUUGUUUUUUUCCUGAGCAGUUUCAUUAGUACUCAUAGCUCUAUCUCUGCCCAUACCCUUUACCCCCUCGCCAAAGUGUUUCAUGCCAGUACCCAGAGAGGCAGUUGACACCAGCAGAGCUGUCUUCUCCAUCCUGGUCACCUGGUGGGAGAGCGGGCUGCUGAGGGCGGCUUUUCCCAUUGUGGCUCAGAGGAAACAAAUGAGUGGGUGAUGAAUGGGAUGAGCAGCCUGGUCCACAUCAGUCAGGUUUAUGUAGCACAAACUGCACAAUGAAGGAAAACUUUAGGGAAAGCUGCGAGUCCUGCACUGUAUCUGUGACACUGUAUCUGGGGAGGGGGAGGGAAGAGCAUUCAUAGCGGGAGGGGUGGCAGGAAGCUAGAAGUGUUCAAAUAUGUAAAAUAUUUUAUAUAAACAUAAGCUUAGUUCCCCUUCAUAAUCUUCAGGAAUGGUACUUUAACACCAUUAAGCAAAGAGUUGUUUUAGGAUUAAAUAAAUGUAUUGUACAUAAGGCCAUACGUAAUCUUCUAAAAAUGUCGCCAGACAGGAGCGAUGUGUAUUACUAUAUGAAAAAAAAAAGUCCUUAAUGCACUGUUAUCUCCUAAAUAUUUAGUAGUAAAUUAAUACUAUUUAAUUUUUUUAAAAAUUUGUCUUGUGUAGACACUAAAAAGUAUUACACAAAAUCUGGACAGAGCAUGUCCUUUUUAACAGCAAUUUAAAGAACUUUUUAUAUAUGUAAGGUAGUACCUUUUCAAAUUGUUCUAGUUGUAUUUUCCCAUGUUUACUAUUUGUGGAAGUGUGCCUGUCUCUAUUUGGUUUGGUUUUUUGGGUUUGUUUUUUUUUUGUUUCUUUUAAUGAUUUCAUGCACGCCUCUUUCGUUUUUGUAGUUUUCAUUUAGAAAUGAAACGGUGUAUGCGCCUCACGCCGCCACAAAACUUUGCCACUCGGGAUCUGUGGUGGCCACGUUCGGCAGUGCCCGUGCCAACGGGCUAGCGAAACCACAGAGCAAAAUAAUUGUUUCUCAUUCUAAAGCUGAGAGUUUACUGCUUUUAAGUUGUCCUGAUGUCACUCUUGAAAUGACUGUUAAAACUAAACUAUGAGUUCAUUGCAUUUAUUUUAUAUUCUUGGUUGUAAUGAAAUGGAAUUGACUUUGCUUCAGUGUGAGUUUUUUAAAUAAAAUGAUAUACAUUUGUAAUAAUAAUAAAAAGUUCAAAUCAAAUAA
Colius striatus (speckled mousebird) is the source of this 5778-nucleotide messenger RNA. It is a transcript of the gene CDK19, whose product is annotated as cyclin dependent kinase 19. Bases 509 to 1654 code for a protein of 381 amino acids. Gene Ontology annotation, molecular function: ATP binding; cyclin-dependent protein serine/threonine kinase activity; RNA polymerase II CTD heptapeptide repeat kinase activity. Gene Ontology annotation, biological process: protein phosphorylation. Gene Ontology annotation, cellular component: cytosol; mediator complex; nucleus. The transcript has 12 exons. The record is from RefSeq and is a predicted model, not a curated record. Lineage: Eukaryota; Metazoa; Chordata; Aves; Coliiformes; Coliidae.